AUGGUGUAUAAUCAACCAAUGCAGUCUAAUUCACAAGAACAAUUUGUUCAAGUGCCGCUCUAUAUGGAGCACGGCUCAAGUACACCAAUAAACCAAACCAGUGACUCGAACCAAAGACUCAAAAAGUGGGUUACCAUCAUCAUAUGCAUCAUCUUGGCCGUAACAGGUCAAUGCAUCGUCAGAAUCCUCGAGAACUAUUACUUCCUCCACAGAAACCGGAGCCGUAGGUACAGCUUCUGGACCCAAUCCCUUCUCCAAGUCAUCGGAUUCCCCAUCCUCCUCAUCCCUUUCCUUCUCCUCCUCCUCUCUUCCAAGAAACGGAAACAACUUCUCGUUACCUCCGCUGGAAUCACCGUCACGCUAAUAGUAGUUUACCCUAUUAUCGUCAUCUACAUGUUUUUUCAAGCAUUUUUCUCGAACAUUAAACACCGGAUCCCCUUUAAAGUUUUCACUCUCAUCUACACGUCACAGCUCUUCUUCACCCCCAUUUUCUCCAUCUUUAUAUUUACCAACAGAGUCAAAUUCAAUAUAUGGAUGAUUCUCUCUCUCAUCUUAGCCACCCUAGCCGGAACUUUCACACUCUACACUUUCUCCGCCGGGUCACCCAUCAUCUACAACGGGAAGAUACACAACUUUCGUGUUAUGUAUGUGGCUUUAUGUGCCGCCGGAUUUUUCUCCUUGCUCCUCUCCCAGAUCAGAAGCAUAUUCGAGGCUUUUAUCUCCGUUUGCAAGGAAUCCACAAACAUAAAACAACCAAGUUUCGUCGUUGUUCUUGAGUUGCUCAUCUUCUCGUUUCUCUAUACCACCGUCAUCUUUGUCGCAGCCGUUUUCAUCUCCGGCGAUCAUCACAACUUGAAGAGAGAGAUGGAUGGGUUCUCGAAGGGGCAAGUUUCCUACGUGUGGACUAUGGUGGGUCAAGCCGUUGCAUGGCAGAUAUACUGGGUCGGGAUCGUGGGGCUAGUGUUGGCUGUCUCGGCCGUGUUCUCGAACGUGAUCAGUGUUUGUACGUGGCCGAUCGUGUCGGUUCUCGUGGCUUUGUUUUAUAACAAGUACGAUCAGUUCGAUGUCUUCAGAGGAAUCGCCUUAGGCGCCGCUAGUCUUAGCGUUGCAUCUUAUUUAUAUAUGAUCCUCAAAGAGAAGAGCGAAGAUGAUGACCAACCUACAAGCUAA
Camelina sativa (false flax) is the source of this 1170-nucleotide messenger RNA. The record is from RefSeq and is a predicted model, not a curated record. NCBI's taxonomy places the organism in Eukaryota, Viridiplantae, Streptophyta, Magnoliopsida, Brassicales, Brassicaceae.